AAAAACGUUUUUUCAAUAAUUGUAAAAGCAAGUGCAGGCCUACGAUACGACCUUGAAUAAGCUAAAAGAUAUCAAUAUGUUAUCAGUUAAUAACUCAAUAUAGAAAGUCAUUGUUUAUUUUUGAAAUUAACUGUUAGAUCUCCCGAGCAAAACGUUGACUUGAAUUGAGACGAGUAGAUCUUGAUCAGACGACGAAGAAGGCAGAAAAAGCUAAACCCAUUUUCCAAAGAAAUCAGAUAAAUUGCUGUGAGUGCAACAGCUAACGGGUACUCUCGCUUUCCUCAUUCUACAUUUUCUGAUUUUCUACGCCUUUUAGUAUCUUUAUCUAUAUGACUUCCCAUUUUCAAAUUGAUUGAUAAGUCUUUGCUGCGCUCUUCACUAAUUUAGUUAUCUCAGAACCUAUACAUUGCUGGGCUUCCUACGCAACUAUUAUCAUGGUCCAAAAUUGGGACUUUUGAGUGACCAAAUCUUGGGAAACCUUUCAUAAUUAUAUAGUAUGCUGCUGUUACAUUAUACAAGCUCUAUAAGGCGUUCUUUUAUAUCAUAUUCCAGAUAUGGCUUCCGCUCAAUUACGCCAAGCUGCUAAGGAUGAGAAGUUGUUUAAGAUGAUAGUGGAAACAAUGGGUGGUGGUGGUCCUCAAAGAGUUGUACUGGCUGGGAAAUCCGGAAUCGGUAAGACGCGGCUGGCAAGGAAUGUGGGUAAGUAUGCAACAGAAGAAGGCAUGUGCUACCUCACCCUCUGGUUUAACCUCAACGAGAAGUUUGAAGAUGAAAUGUCGCUUUAUGAGAACAUAGCUUUCCAACUUGAUGUGUAUGUUACGGAUGAUAAGAGGGAGAAGGACAAGAAAGACUUGCUAAAGGAUUUGAAGCAUAAGAUAAUUUUGGAGCUCAAGGACAAGAAGAAGAAACACCCUUCAUCAUAUGAAAUGGUGCCGUAUCUUCUGUUGAUACUUGAUGACGAAGGAAACAAGACCAGUGAGGACAAAGUGAUGAAGGAUUUGGGCCUGGAGAGUUUUCUUGCACAGUACAAACCUCUAAAAAUUCUUCUUACAAGAAGAGUAGGAGACGAAAACACUACAAAGCAUGGUGGGAAAAUUGAAUCCGCUAACAUGGAAGAGCCAUAUGAUACAAGGGAACGUAAGUUCCAUACCACAGAUGUGUCACAAGCUUUAAUUUGCACCCUUACCGAGGAUAACAUGCAUGAUUUAUUUGCACGCUUACCAUUCAUGAGGGGAGUUUGCUUGAGUCUCUUGAGAAAGCGUGUAAAAGUGAUGAGCCAUCGAUACAUUCUGUGGUGCGAAAAAGCAGUAAUUUGCCUGCUGCAAUCGUUGUGCUAGCCAAGUCUUUAA
Messenger RNA from Camelina sativa (false flax), 1349 nucleotides. The record is from RefSeq and is a predicted model, not a curated record. NCBI's taxonomy places the organism in Eukaryota, Viridiplantae, Streptophyta, Magnoliopsida, Brassicales, Brassicaceae.